This is a messenger RNA of Cordyceps fumosorosea ARSEF 2679, 1224 nucleotides long. Its product is annotated as oryzin precursor. The record is from RefSeq and is a predicted model, not a curated record. The coding region runs from base 1 to 1224 and encodes 407 amino acids. Lineage: Eukaryota; Fungi; Ascomycota; Sordariomycetes; Hypocreales; Cordycipitaceae. The transcript is spliced from 4 exons. Gene Ontology annotation, molecular function: serine-type endopeptidase activity. Gene Ontology annotation, biological process: proteolysis.
AUGCAGCUGUCACUCCUCCUCGCCCUCCUGCCCUUUGCGGCGGCCGUCCCGACCGCUAAGCGAUCCGAGCCCGCGCCGCUCGUGGUCCCCCGUGGUAUCAGCCAGGACAAGAUCGUCGCCGACGAGUACAUUGUCAAGUUCAAGAAGGGCUGCUCCCUCGCCACCGUCGAGGAGGCCGUCAAGAAGCUGCCCAACGGCACCGACCGUGUCUUCCGUGAGGUCUUCAAGGGCUUCGCCGGCCGCUUGGAUGCCGAGACGCUGCAGCUCAUCCGCGAUCACCCGGAUGUCGAGUAUGUGGAGCAAAACACCAUCGCGGUGGCUUUCGCUCCCGUCACACAGAGCCCGGCUACAUGGGGUCUUGCUCGCCUCUCCAGCCCAACCACCGGCGCCAGGGGAUACGUCUACGAUGAUUCUGCCGGAGCUGGAACCUGCAGCUACAUCAUCGACAGCGGUGUUGACGCCUCCCACCCUGACUUUGGUGGACGCGCCCAGCAGAUCCGGUCCUUCAACGGCCCGAACCAGGACAGCACGGCCUGCAGCGGCCACGGAACCCACGUCGCCGGCACCAUCGGAAGCAACACCUACGGCGUGGCCAAGAGGACGUCGCUGUUCGGCGUCAAGAUCCUCAACUACAACCCGUCCACGCAGCUGUGCCAGACCCCCCGCGACGGCGUCGUGACGGCCCUCGACUUCGUCGUCCAGGACUCCCGCAACCGCAACUGCCCCCGCGGCGUCGUCAUCAACAUGAGCCUCGGCGGUGAGGGCUCGUCGCCCGCCACCGACGACGCCAUCCGCAACCUCGUCAACGGCGGCAUCUUCGUCGCCGUCGCCGCCGGCAACGGCCGCCGCGACUGCCCGACCUGCCCCGUCUACCCGAUCGACGCCUCCCGCGUCACCCCCGCCUCCGCCGAGGCCGCCUGCACCGUCGGCGCGACCGACUCCAACGACCGCAUCGCGUACUUCUCCAACUACGGUCCCAAGGUGGACAUCCACGCGCCGGGCGUGGACAUCACCAGUCUGGCGAUCGGCGGCGGCACCAGGCUGAUGAGCGGCACGUCGAUGGCGAGCCCGCACAUUGCCGGUCUGGGCGCGUACUUUAUGGGACGCGGCAUGCGCGCGCAGGACGUCUGCGCGCAUCUCCAGAGCCUCGCGGUCCGGGGCGCCAUCACGGGCAUCCACUCCACCUCGCGGAACCUGCUGGCCCAGAACGACCAGUCCCAGUAA